AUGGAGCGCCGAUUCACCUCCAGAAAAGUGUGUCUGGACUGGACUGAGAAAGAAACCAAGAGCGAAAUCCCAGCAUCUUCAAUCCAAAACACAUAUGAGCAACUCAAACUCACCUACGAAAAAGACCUACGUCAAAGCUGGGCCGAGCAGCUUGAAUCCCCCAACCAAAUCCUAGAACAGCUCUCCGUCGCCGCAUGUCUAAUCGAACUAUGGAAAGUCAUGUUCAAACCUGACCAGUCAGCUCCUAAAACCCCAAAGUUCGUGGAUAUCGCCUGUGGAAACGGAAUCCUUGUCUACGUGCUCUGCAUGGAAGGCUAUGAAGGCUCAGGCUACGAUGCAUGCCAUCGCAAAUCCUGGGAUACAUUCCCAGCAGAGAUUCGAUCCUGUUUGCAUGAGAAAGUCAUCAUUCCCAAACCUUUUCUGGAUGUACUUGAUGCGCAGGAGAUUGAGAUCGAUCUCGGGAUAGGGGUUGAGUCAGGUGUUUUUCCUGACACUUUUAUCAUAUCAGACCAUGCAGACGAAUUGACUGUCUGGACACCCAUUCUGGCUGCUUUGGCGUGUCCGGAGUCCCCGCUGCCUUUCUUGGUUAUACCUUGCUGCUCUCGCUCGCUUGCUGGUUCUUCUUUGAGAUAUCCUGUCAACGGUGUGCAGGCAAUUGGGCCCCUUGGUACCGAUCUAUAUGGAGAUGGGCCGCGUAAGGGCCCGCAGCCCUGUUCUGGUGAUCUGAGGGCUCUCCGGGUGGCUAAGAUGAAGGAGAAAACUGAGAGUGGGUUUCUGGACUCUAUGGUUGGAUCUCUUGUUGCGAAAACGGCUUCUGUUGCUGGGGAGGUGGGCUGUGGGGUGGAGAAGGCGUGGCUUCGCACGCCUGGUGCUGUCAAUUUGGCUUUGGUUGGGGGGUGGGAGACUGCGGUCAGUUGCUCAGGGUCUGGUGACUUGGCAGGCGAUCUUGUUGCUGCACGUCUGAAGAUCAUGGAGGUGGUUGAGCGUGAAUGUUUGAGGGAUGGAGGAAUCCAGGCAGCUGCUCGGCUCUGGGUUGAGCGGGUUAGGACGCUACGCUGUGCGAAUGGAACUCAGCACCGAUCUCAUUGA
This is a messenger RNA of Penicillium salamii, 1089 nucleotides long. Lineage: Eukaryota; Fungi; Ascomycota; Eurotiomycetes; Eurotiales; Aspergillaceae. The record is from the annotation of a GenBank genome assembly.